AUGACGAUGAUGGACCCAAGUAGAGUUGGAUCUUGGUAUUACAACUAUAACGAAGAUGACACGCUUCAACACAGAUUCUCUGUGUUAAAUGAACUUCGUGUGGAUCAAAAGUUGUGCGAUGCGGUGCUAAAGGUUGGUGGCCAUUUAUUUCAUGUUCACAAGGCAGUGUUGGCCUGUUGCAGCCCAUAUUUCCGAGCCCUGUUCACGAAUGGGAUGCAAGAAAGCGGCAAGAACGAAUUGGAAAUAUCGGAUGUUGAUCCCCGAGCGAUGGAAAAAGUCAUUCAUUACGCGUACACGUUCGAAGUAAUAGCAACUGAGUGCAAUGUUGAGGUCUUGAUGGCAACAGCAGACAAACUGAACGUGACGGGUAUUCUGAGGGUUUGCCAGGAUGUAAUUCAAAAAUGUUUGAGCCAUGUAAAUUGCUUUCAUUACUUAGGAUUCUCGAGGACAUUCAGUUUUCAUAUUCUAGAACAAAAGAUCAUCAAAUUCAUCAAAGUCAACUUCGACCAGAUUGGUCUGAUGAAUGAUGAACUUCUUGCAUUAGAUUUUGAGGAAAUUGAACAGUUACUGUCCUGUGAUGAGCUUAAUGUCCGAAGUGAGGAGUUGGUAUUUGAAACGGUCGUCCGAUGGAUAAGCCACGCCCCUGACAAGAGGAUAUCUCACCUGCCGCGUCUGUUGAACUGCGUGCGUCUCGGUUUGGUGCCGACUGAAUAUUUCUUGGAGAAGAUUUCAGGACAUAAGUAUCUGAAAGGCAAUGAGGACUGCAAGACAAUGCUGAAAAACACAUGGGACUUUCUCUACGAAUUGGACAGGACGGCGAAUAAAGACAUAGACUUACAAAACCCCUUGGUGCGACCAAGGAUACCACACGAGGUGCUAUUUUCCAUUGGAGGAUGGAGUGGGGGCAACCCCAUCACAUUCUUUGAGAGCUACGACACCAGAGCGGACCGAUGGUACACACAUGCUUUCGUCGAAGACAACACACCGCGAGCCUACCAUGCAGUUGUUUCACUGGACGCGAAAAUCUAUAUCAUCGGGGGGUUCGACGGAACGUCUUAUUUCAACAGUAUGCGGUGCUUUAACCCUGCGUCGGGAGAAUGGUCCGAGGCAGCCCCGAUGCAUCAUCAGCGGUGCUACGUGAGUGCGGCGACCAUGGAUAGCUUCAUCUACGCCUGCGGGGGCUAUGACGGCCGAUGGAGACAGCAGACGUGCGAGAGAUAUGACCCCAAGGCGAAUCAGUGGCACAUGAUAGCCAAGAUGCACCUUCAGCGGAGUGAUGCAGGAUGUGCCGCCCUUGACGGCGUGUUGUACGUGGCUGGUGGAUUCAACGGAGAGGAAUGCCUCAACAGCGCGGAAAUGUACGACCCCCGAGUGGACGAAUGGACCAUGAUUCGACCCAUGGGCAAACCACGCAGCGGCGUCUGCGUGGUUGCCUAUGGAGACUGCAUAUAUGCGCUGGGUGGUUUUAAUGGCGUCAGGAGACAGGCGUGCGGAGAAAAGUACGACCCCAUUCACAAGACAUGGAACCCAAUUAGAAAGAUGUUCACCCCGAGAAGCAACUUUGCUGCAGUUGUCAUGGACAGGAUGAUCUUCGCAAUAGGCGGCUUCAACGGCACGACCACCGUUCCACACAUGGAGUGUUACGACUCCGAAGUCGGCGAGUGGUACGAUGCCACGGACAUGAACAUCAACCGCAGUGCCCUCAGCGCAUGCGUAGUAGCUGGUCUACCAAACGUCUGCGACUUCACAUAUCACGGUCACGCGUCAGCAAAACUGAUGGAUGAUGAGCAACUGAUGUCAGAAAAAGACCUGUAG
This is a messenger RNA of Lineus longissimus, 1815 nucleotides long. RefSeq names its product kelch-like protein 10. The transcript is spliced from 6 exons. Bases 1 to 1815 code for a protein of 604 amino acids. The record is from RefSeq and is a predicted model, not a curated record. NCBI's taxonomy places the organism in Eukaryota, Metazoa, Nemertea, Pilidiophora, Heteronemertea, Lineidae. Gene Ontology annotation, molecular function: protein binding.